Molecule: messenger RNA, 2208 nt
Organism: Pseudocercospora fijiensis CIRAD86
Lineage: Eukaryota; Fungi; Ascomycota; Dothideomycetes; Mycosphaerellales; Mycosphaerellaceae
Exons: 14
Coding region: 1-2208 (735 amino acids)
Source: RefSeq, a predicted model, not a curated record
AUGGGAAUCUGGCAUCAUUAUCACGCCUGCGAGCGGCAUAACCGUGGAACGCCGGCAUUCAUGGUUGUUGGCUGCGGCUGCCAAGACUUCUCCUCCAGCAGCCGGCUGCAGAAGACAAGCAACUUCAACUUCAACUGCGCAAAACAACUUCCGAUCAGCACCAUUCCCUCCGUACAUGCCUCAUUUUUCAGCAACGACUUCUCGAUCAUGUCGGCAUACGUUCCAAGCUCCGGUCCUAAACAGCAAGACUUCUCCAUGGCCGAUACGAGCGCCGCCGCCACCACUACCCUGGACGGGAGCCCUCCGCUCAAGCCUGCUGACCGUUUGAACAUGCUGCUGCACCGCCUUCGCCAGCCUUCGCCCAUCUUCGAAACCAUCGAGCAUCGCACAUAUUCAGUCAAGAUGCGCUUGCCAGCGGAAGUGCUUCAGCUCGCUGCUGCUCCCAAGUAUGCAGCUAUCAAGCGGCUUCUUGACAAUGCUUGCUCGGGCACCAAGGCCAGCACGCCAGUUCAGUCCAAGCAGCGCACAACGGCCAAGGUCUGCGAGGUUCUGGAAAUGCUAUGCGCAGCUUUGGGGGUGCCGGAACAGGCUGAGGGCAAGAAGAGAAAGAAGAGGAGGAGGAGCGGAAAUGGGAUGCUGCAGCCGCACGAGGUCAAGCAAGAGCCGGGUUUGCAGCCUGCUCAGGGCGUGGGCAGGUAUCCUCACAAGCAGCCUUCCAAGCCUUUGGCUGAUGUCGUUCAUCUAGAAUACUCCCUCGAUACAACACCCUCACGCAAGAGGAAACGCAGCGAGCCUACUGCUGCUCAAUCCAUGCAAUCAAUCAUCAUUCCGGACGAUAACGACGAUGGCGAUUACGACAAGAGUCACGAUGCAACAGGCGGUGGUCUGUUCGUGAGUGAGUCAGAGUCGGGUGGACACACUGACUUGGACAGCCCAAGCAGCGACUCGGAGCCAGAGGGAGAGGGAAGCCGUCGAGGAGCCAAGCAAUGUAGUGAGCGCGAUAUCUCUCGCUUUGGAUAUGUAUCCGGCAUCUUCGCGCAGAAUUCUCUGAAUUAUUACAUCUCUUCCGAGGCUACGGCUUCACAUAGCGCACUUUUCAGACUCACUACAUUCGCGGCUCAAUACUAUGCACUCAUAUCCUGCAGGCGUGCAUCCCGUGCCGUUUGGCGAGAGCAAUGGUAUGCUACAACAUGCACAAUCCCGAACUGGACCAGCGCAUUACUAGAAAGAUUCGCUAGCAUGAUAUGGUGUGCCGUUAAUGGAGAACAGGAGGCGGUUCAAUAUCCCAGCGAAGGCAACGGUGCUUACUCUACAACUUUUCAAUCUUCGCGAGCCGGAGCUCGUCGUUCAAGCGCAGGUGCCAAUCAAUACGAGAUGCUACUUGAUAAUCUGUUGGGUCUGCCCAAUUCCAUCGUCGUUGAGGUAUGUGAUGAGCGCUGGAAGUCUCGCAAAGGCAGCGAAGAAUCGCGAGCAGUCACAGUUGCAGAAGGAGAACCAGACCCCGAAUCAGAAUCCCGAGCAGCUACAAUUGCCAAACGAGAGUCGGAAUCGGAAUUAGAGCCAGAACGAGAAGCAAGAUUAGCAUCAGCAUCAAGCUCCCCACGGAGCCGAAUGGAGGCCAAGAAGCUAACGGAGAAGUCAGCCGCAGGCACUGCUGCUUUUCGCAAGGAGAUGGCCAAGAAGCGAGGCGGGCGAAUGCGCAAUAGUGUUGUCCACCAAGCCUUGACUCCACCUCCAUUAGAUCUAUCGUCUCCAUCGCAGCCAGGACUGAAGACAUUGGUUGUGAAACUCAACACACCAGAUCGUCGUGCUGCUGCGCGUCGUAGGCUCGAUGAUGGUGUGACCCCAACACUAGCAGCUCGUCGCCGUCCUGGUGAGCAAGAGGAUCGAGAUGCUUUCGGCCGGAAGCGCGAGAUUGGCUCUUGCGGAGCCCCUUCCGUGCGUGGCAUCGCGCUGAUCACUCCUGGGAGCGUGGUGUAUUGGGCUGGUAGCGUGAGCUCUGACGUAGUCGGCGAGGGAGGUAGUCUCCUCGGUGGACUUGGUAGAGUUGUAGCGGAGGAGCUUGGCAAGAGCCUAGCGGUUCUGGGUGUCCUCGUGGAUACCGAGCUUGAUGUUCUUGCUGAAAGGACUAUAGAACUUGUCGAAUUGCUCCUUGUCUUCGGCAAUCUCCUAGCGGUUCUGGGUGUCCUCCACUAUAGAACUUGUUGA